This is a messenger RNA of Cajanus cajan (pigeon pea), 2659 nucleotides long. RefSeq lists its product as uncharacterized. Gene Ontology annotation, molecular function: protein binding. The record is from RefSeq and is a predicted model, not a curated record. NCBI's taxonomy places the organism in Eukaryota, Viridiplantae, Streptophyta, Magnoliopsida, Fabales, Fabaceae.
UUCAACUUGUUUCCUAACUAUUCUGAACAACGCCAUCAACUAUGCAGCAUGUAGUAUAAUUUGCUUCUUAGUCAUGAAUCAUGAUAAUGUGUAUUUUUAGAUUUCGUUGCCAAGCUUCGACUCUGAUGUUGAUUAGAACGGUCCAAUCUAGAUGCCCCAGUUGGACUUGGUUUAGAUAUUUAAUUAUUGUUAAAACUUGAGCUGAGAUGUUAGACAAAUGGUGCCACUUUUUAGGAGUUUCUAUUAUCAAUUUGGGAAAUCAUGAUCUGUUCUACCAUCAAGGUCUUGAUGGAAUAACCCAGGAUGAAGCAUCUCAGUUACAGCAAGCAAUCUUGCUAGCUCUGGUAGCCAGAAUCUGAUUCUGGCCAGGAUAGGAAGGUAAUUUGCUGAGGCUUUCGGAAGCAGUCAAGAUUGAUUUCUGAGAAUCAGCUUAAGUCUACUCGUCAAUCAUGGAUAGCAGCCAGAAGGGAGCUCUCAUGAGUAAUGGAAGUGCCAAAGAUUUAUCAGUCAUGGUUCUGAAACAGAAGCAGUACAAGAAGAACCAACCAAAAUUAAGUUCUACUCCAGAAGAGUCACAUAAUCAAUCCCACUGUCUUAUCUGUAGAGGGAAAAACAGUUGUCAAACAGUUCAUUCAAGAACAAAACUGAUGAAUACUUUGAUUGGAAAAGGGAAGCCACAUGAAGCUCAGGCCAUCUUCAACAAUUUGACUGAAGAAGGUCAUAGACCAACUAUCAUAACAUACACAACUCUUGUGGCCGCUCUAACCCGCCAAAAGCGUUUCAAGUCUAUUCCUGCACUUCUUUCUAAAGUUGCAGACAAUGGGAUGAAGCCUGAUUCAAUACUUCUCAAUGCCAUGAUCAAUGCCUUUUCCGAUUCUGGCAAGGUAGAUGAGGCCAUGAAAAUCUUUCAUAAAAUGAAGGAGUAUGAAUGUAAACCAACAACUAGUACUUACAAUACCCUCAUUAAAGGAUUUGGGAUUGCUGGAAGGCCCCAUGAAUCUAUGAAAUUGCUAGAGUUGAUGGGUCAGGAUGAAAAUGUGAAACCCAAUGAUAGAACAUAUAAUAUUCUCAUCCAAGCCUGGUGCAGCAAGAAGAAACUGGAAGAAGCAUGGCAUGUUGUGCACAAAAUGGUGGCUUCAGGUCUGCAACCUGAUGUUGUCACGUACAACACAAUGGCAAGGGCAUAUGCUCAGAAUGGUGAGACAGACAAAGCUGAAAGAUUAAUAUUGAAAAUGCAGUACAACAAAUUGAAACCUAAUGAACGAACUUGUGGUAUCAUAAUAAGUGGUUAUUGCAAGGAAGCCAAUAUGACAGAAGCCUUGAGAUUUCUAUACAGAAUGAAAGAGCUUGGAGUGCAUCCAAAUCCUGUAGUUUUCAACUCUCUUAUCAAAGGAUAUCUAGACAUUACAGACACAAAAGGAGUAGAUGAGGCACUGACAUUGAUGGAAGAAUUUGGAAUCAAACCAGAUGUAGUGACAUUUAGCACCAUCAUGAAUGCAUGGAGUUCAGCUGGGCUUAUGGAAAAUUGUGAGGAGAUAUUCAAUGAUAUGGUGAAGGCUGGGAUAGAACCUGACAUCCACGCAUACAGCAUCCUUGCAAAAGGCUAUGCGCGUGCAGGACAGCCACGAAAGGCUGAGGCUCUUCUGACUUCCAUGAGCAAAUACGGCGUACAACCAAACGUGGUGAUUUUCACAACCAUCAUCAGUGGAUGGUGUGCCACUGGCAAAAUGGAUCGCGCUGUUAGACUUUGUGAGAAAAUGCAUGAAAUGGGAACUCCCCCAAAUUUGAAAACUUAUGAAACAUUAAUAUGGGGAUACGGAGAAGCAAAACAACCAGGGAAAGCAGAAGAGUUACUUACUACUAUGGAAGAGAGGGGUGUUGUCCCUGAAAUGUCCACUAUGCAACUGGUUGCUGAUGCUUGGCGUGCCAUUGGUUUGUUCAAAGAAGCCAACAGAAUUCUAAAUGGUUCAGAAGAAGAAUCUGAACUAGAUAAAAAGUUUUAUAGUGACAAGAUGCCAGUGCAAAGCCUUGAGAGAAUUUAUAACAAGCAGAAACUCGGUGCUUCUCACUCUAAUGUGCUGCAAAUACCUAAUGUAGUGGUAGCUCACCCAGAAAGAAUUACCAAUGGCAACAUAAGAAGCCAAAUGGUAGUUAAACCAUUUGACAACAUGCGAAAUGUUACCACUUCCAUGUUUUUUGUUCGUACAACAAGUUCAUAUGGAGUACAAGCAUUGAUUGUAAAUAGGCAGCAGAUUCAAAAUCACGUUGUUAGGCCUUUCCUUGACUGUUGCAAAGUAGUGUCAAUACUUUGUUGAGGCGACUUUCCACUGUGAUGAUCACUAAUUGAUUAAUGAUGAAACACAAAUCUUACCUGAAUAGAUUUGUCUAAUUCCGUGACAGUACACCAUGCCAAUGAGUUCAGGGGGAAAAACUGUAGAUAUCAUUCAUGGACUUCAGAAAUCAGAACAUAGGCAUGUAAUUUUGAGAAAAUGCUGGUGUAAUUUCCAUUUGUCGAACUGGUGCUACUCAUAUUCACUAUUCAGUGUUCACUUGUCAAUGAAAUGUGUACGCUACAUCACAAGAGAAUUCAUUGAUUUGUAUUGUUGUGUACACUGAACAUUGUUGGGAAAUCUUCUAUAAAUAGCACUUGGGAGGAAAA